Molecule: messenger RNA, 2250 nt
Organism: Symbiodinium pilosum
Lineage: Eukaryota; Dinophyceae; Suessiales; Symbiodiniaceae
Source: the annotation of a GenBank genome assembly
AUGAGCGAUAAUACUGAGCGUGGUGAGGCAUAUACAGAAGAUGCCAGCCCUGAUGACUCAGGUCGAAACGACACUCCCCGCAGGGGUGUGCGCGAAUGGCUGACCGACCUUUUUUCGGAUGAGCCUGAAGACCUGUCUGAGUUAAUGGAAAUUCUGCGCGAAGCAGCAAAUCGACAAAUGUUCGACGACGAAGCGUUGAACAUUAUAUUUGGAGCAUUGCAUGUGGGCGAUAUGCAUGCCCGCGAUAUCAUGAUUCCGAGAUCCUCUCUGGUUGUUGUGCGUGAAGAUCAGGAGCCUGCUGAGCUGCUGCCAAUCAUUAUCGAAUCCGAACACUCCCGUUACCCGGUGGUGGGUGAUGAUGUCGAUGAUAUUAAAGGCAUUCUGCACGCUAAAGAUCUGUUGCCACUGGUGCUGGAAACCGACCACAGUAAAUUUUCCAUGAAAGACUGCAUUCGCAAAGCUACGGUGAUCCCCGAGAGCAAGCGACUGAAUGUGCUCCUGCAGGAAUUUCGCGCAACGCGGAAUCAUAUGGCGCUGGUGGUGGACGAAUACGGUCAGAUCUCCGGGGCUGUUACCAUCGAAGAUGUGCUUGAGCAGAUUGUUGGUGACAUCGAAGACGAACACGAUGUACAUGACGACAGCGGUAUCAAACAGAUGGAACCGCAGAGCUUCCACGUGAAAGCCAACCUCCCCAUCGACGAUUUUAACGAGCACUUCGACACGCAAUUCAGUGAUGAAGAGUUCGACACCAUUGGUGGCAUCGUGCUGCAGGCGUUUGGUCACCUGCCGGAACGGGGUGAGACGGUUGAAGUUGAGACACUCAAGUUUGAAGUGCUGAAUGCAGACUCGCGUCGCUUGCGCCUGUUGCGGGCCGGUCUGGUGGCCUGGCUGUUUGGACUUGGCCAGUAUGGCGUUGGGGCUUCCUGGGUGUACGUCAGUAUUCAUGUUUAUGGAAAUGCGCCACCACCGCUGGCCUUGUUUAUGGUGGCGCUUUUUGUAGCGGUACUUGCCUUGCUGUUUGUAUGGCCAUUGGGGUGGUGUUUCAGUCGACUGCGCACGCCACGCGGGUCCUGGUUCAGUGUAUUUGCCUUUGUUGCGCUGUGGCUGCUGUUAGAUUGGAUGUCCACCUGGCUGUUCACAGGCUUUCCCUGGCUGCUGCCGGGCUACGCCGGUCUGGACACCCCCAUCCAGAGCCUCGCACCGCUGUUUGGCGUGUUGGGAACAGGCUUGUUCAUGUGUCUCAGUGCUGCAGCGUUGGCGGCGAUGGCGGUAAAUCGUCGAUUUCAGCUCAGCUUUUUUGGUCUUGCGCUGCUGCCCUGGCUGGUCGGGUUUGUCCUGGCGCCGGUUAACUGGGUAACGCCUGAAGCUCAAUAUUCCGCGGCUCUGGUGCAGGGCAAUAUCGACCAGGCGGUGAAAUGGCAGCCUGAUCAGGCAGUACCGAAUGUGCGCAAACAUCUCGAGUUAUCUGCCGACCAUUGGGAUGCUGAUAUUCUGGUCUGGCCGGAAGCCGCGAUUACGCUUUAUCCCCAGCAGGCUCAGGGUCUGCUCGAAGACCUGGCCCGACAGGGACAGGCAACACAAACGGAUAUGGUUGCCGGCAUUCCCGGCGUUGAGAUGGUGGGUGAGGGGCAGUAUGAAUUUCAGAACCUGGCUAUUGGCCUGGGUCGUGCCCGAGGCCGGUUUGCAAAGCAGCAUCUGGUGCCAUUUGGGGAAUAUGUACCGUUGGAGGGGCUGUUACGGGGCUUGAUUACUUUUUUUGAUCUGCCAAUGUCGCGAUCAUCCCCGGGACGGGCGGAUCAGCCGAAUCUGCAGCUUUCUUUUGGAUCUGCGGCAAUGGCGAUCUGUUACGAAAUUGCUUAUCCGGCAAGUAUGCGUCAGCGUGCCAGGGAUGCCGCGGUGUUAAUUACCAUCUCUAAUGACACCUGGUUUGGUGCCAGCAUCGGACCCCUGCAGCAUAUGCAGAUUGCGCGGAUGCGUGCGUUGGAGAAUGGCCGUUGGCUGUUGCGUGCCACGAACAAUGGCGUGACCGCAAUUGUUGCACCUGACGGUACUAUACAGGGGCGCUUACCUCAGUUUGAAGCAGGUGUGCUGCGUGGUUCCAUCCAUGUCAUGAACGGCGAAACCCCAUUUAAAGUGAUGGGGCACUGGCCUGCGCUGGCCUAUGUGUUUGGAGUAUUGUCAUUCGCAUUGUUGCGCCGCUGGAGAAAAUCCGCAAGCACAACAACUUCGCCGCCGUUGGCAGGGUCGUGA